AAUGGCGGAAGCCUUGUCAGACAGUGUAGUGACUGAAAGAGAAAUAGCGAUAAUAGCACAGGAGUAUCUAAUAAAGUGGGGGGAAAUAUCUCCGUUUCUGCAACUAAAAAUCGUAACCGAUGAGAAUAUACGAAGGACGCCCGGCGGUUACCGAGAACAGAAGAAAGCACUUCUGGGAGAGUGGAAGAGGUUGCACAGCAACCGCGCCACCUUCCGGGUCUUGAUCCAAGCAGCAGAGAAUGCCCAGAACAUGAGGUUGGCUGACGACCUGAGGCGUAUGCUGGAGAACCGUCGCGCCAAUUCCUCCGACCGUAUAGCUAAGAAACCAAUCAUUGCGGUGCCUAGCCAUUGACCAAGCCAUACCUCGUACAGAUGUUUCAUCACCUCCUGCACCUCCACUUGUUCCCACACCUACAUCGUCAGGCGAACAUUCUGUGUCAUCUUCUGCAGGUGGAGAGCUGAGACAAAGAAUUGGUAAUAGAGAAAGAGAGGCUUUGGCUGAAACAGAUAAAGAAAUCACCGAGACGAGAGAAAAGAUUGAUCAGUU
Molecule: messenger RNA, 547 nt
Organism: Geodia barretti
Lineage: Eukaryota; Metazoa; Porifera; Demospongiae; Tetractinellida; Geodiidae
Source: the annotation of a GenBank genome assembly